Messenger RNA from Merops nubicus (carmine bee-eater), 1611 nucleotides. It is a transcript of the gene VMP1, whose product is annotated as vacuole membrane protein 1. The record is from RefSeq and is a predicted model, not a curated record. Lineage: Eukaryota; Metazoa; Chordata; Aves; Coraciiformes; Meropidae. The coding region runs from base 13 to 1233 and encodes 406 amino acids. Gene Ontology annotation, biological process: autophagy; Golgi organization. Gene Ontology annotation, cellular component: membrane; endoplasmic reticulum; endomembrane system. The transcript has 11 exons.
GAGAUCUAUGAAAUGGCAGAGAAUGGAACAGAUUGUGACCAGAGGCGCAUAAGAAUGAUCAAAGAACAGCACAAUGGAAACUUCAGAGACCCCUCUUUGCUGAGCGAGCAGCAGCGGAGGGACCGGGAAGGAAGGUUGAAUAUCGUCCUGUGGAAACAACCGCUUCUUACCUUGCAGUAUUUUGUCCUGGAAACUCUAAUAAACUUGAAGGAAUGGACCAUAAAACUGUGGCAUCGGCGCAGCAUCCUGGUGUCUCUUUUACUGAUGUUUGCAGUGCUCACAGCUACGUAUUACAUUGAAGGAACACAUCAACAGUAUGUGCGGUAUAUGGAGAAGAAGUUCUUCUGGUGUGCCUACUGGGUAGGAUUAGGCAUUCUGUCCUCUGUUGGACUUGGAACAGGCCUCCACACGUUUCUGCUCUACUUGGGUCCACACAUAGCAUCGGUUACUCUUGCUGCAUAUGAAUGUAACUCCGUUGAUUUUCCUGAGCCUCCCUACCCAGAUCAAAUCAUCUGCCCUGAUGAGGAGGUGCCUGAAGGAUCCAUCUCUUUAUGGGCUAUCAUCUCAAAAGUCAGGCUGGAGGCCUGCAUGUGGGGUGCUGGCACAGCCAUUGGAGAGCUGCCCCCGUAUUUUAUGGCGAGGGCGGCCCGACUCUCUGGUGCUGAACCUGAUGAUGAGGAAUACCAGGAAUUUGAGGAGAUGCUGGAACAUGCAGAGACUGCACAAGAUUUUGCUUCCCGGGCCAAGCUGGCUGUCCAGAACCUGGUGCAGAAGGUUGGGUUCUUUGGCAUCUUGGCCUGUGCCUCGAUUCCAAACCCCCUGUUUGACCUGGCCGGGAUAACAUGUGGACACUUUCUGGUUCCCUUCUGGACCUUCUUUGGUGCAACCUUGAUUGGGAAAGCAGUAAUUAAAAUGCACAUCCAGAAACUUUUCGUUAUUAUAACAUUCAGCAAACAUAUAGUGGAGCAGAUGGUGUCCCUCAUCGGUGCUAUUCCAAGUAUAGGUCCUUCUCUUCAGAAGCCAUUUCAAGAAUAUUUGGAAGCUCAGAGGAUAAAACUUCACCACAAAUCAGACAGUGGCGUGCCACAGGGGGAAAACUGGCUAUCCUGGAUGUUUGAAAAAUUGGUGAUUGUCAUGGUUUGUUAUUUUAUCUUAUCUAUAAUCAACUCCAUGGCCCAGAGCUAUGCCAAACGACAGCAACAGAAGACCUACUCUGAAGAAAAAAACAAAUGAGCUGGAAAAACAAAACCUUGGAAUGGGUAUUAGCAGACAGGAGAAAUGACACAUCUUUCCAUACCUUUAAAAAUCAGCAUUAUUCAAAACGGGGGAAAACUUUUUAACAUCAAAUUUUCAACAAUAACAAGUUUUUAUUUAAUUUUGAAAGUAAUUUGGAUAUUAGAGCAGACGUUUCAUUGACAGACUUAUAAAUGUUAAGGUAAGAUAUCAAUGCUUUACAGGUCUGAGUUGUUUUGUACAGGACAAUGCGCUUAGAUGGCGUUUAACACAAACACUGUCCACCCAAAUUACUUCCAAACCCAACGAUUUCAUACUCUCCACUCCCUGAUUUAACUUCAGACUGACCUAAGGGUAACUGUAUUUUGAAGGGUGGCC